UUCCCUUCUUGCUUUCACCUUUGGGUGGACGCUACAUACGUGAUUUGACAUUGAAAGCACAAGACUAUUUGUUUGUCGCUUUGUGCUCGCGAUCCAUGAGCCUUCUGGCUCGGACGGAUCUUACGAGCUCGGUACGAAGCUUGUAACACACACACACAUCCAUCACAGAACAGCGCAGGAGCGAUGUCAGAGGAGCACCAGACCAACCUGUCCUCGCGCUACGAGCAGCAGCUGCUGUCCGGCGACACGUCCAGGCCGAGCGUCAUCCCCGCGGUGGUGAUCACGGGCUUCCUGGGCAGCGGCAAGACCACCCUGGUGCAGCACAUCCUCAGGAACAGGUGGCUCGGGGGCGGAGCGGGACAGGGGGCGGGCCGGACAGGGGCCCCUGUGCACCCCAGCCCGGCCGGGGGAGCAAUGUGUGUGUUGAGGAAGCUGUGGCGGCGAGUCGGAGCGUACUGUGCUGUGAUUGCGGGAAGUGUGCGCGGGUGUGCAUGGCGGCGGGGCUGGGGGCGACACGGACCCGCGGGUCGGGAUGCACUACACGAGCAUGCACUGCGCUGACGUCACUUUGCCACGUUCUGCAGUGCCUGCCCUGCCCUGCCAAGCUUUGUAAACCUUAUGACCUCCCUGCGCCUUGCGGUGCUGGUGAACGAGGUGGGGCACAUCGAUGUGGACUCGCAGCUGCUCAACGCCAAGCAGAGCAACGCGGCUCUGGGUGUGCCCGCCUCCGACCUGUCGGGCGGCUGCGUGUGCUGCUCGCGGUGGGAGGACCUGCAGGCGGCGCUGAGGCAGCUGAGGGAGCCGGGGGCGGCAGGGGGGGCAGCAGGGGGGGCAGCAGCAGCAGCCGGCCCGCCCUGCGACUACUUGCUGGUGGAGACCUCCGGCGCUGCCGACGCGGGCCCCCUGGCUGACGCGCUGGUGGCUGGCGGCUUCCGGCUGGAUGCGGUGGUGGCGGUGGUGGAUGCGGAGGCGGGGCGGGAGGCGCUGCAGCUGCCGGUGGCGCGGGCGCAGGUGUGCUGUGCGGAUGUGGUGGUGCUCAACAAGUGCGACCUGCUGGCCCCGGGAGCUGGCGGGGGAGGGGGAGGAGGGGGAGGGGGAGGAGGGGGUCUGGGGGCGCUGUCGGAGCUGGAGGAUGCGCUGAGUGAGAUGGCGCCCGGGGUGCGGCUGCUGAGGGCGCGGUUCGGAGAGGUGAGGGAAGGGUGCGGCUGCUGAGGGCGCGGUUCGGAGAGGUGAGAUGAGGGUGGGGGAAGGUGAGGGGAGCCGCACCCGCACGUCGCGCCUGGGUCCCUCCCAGUACCAGCAACCUGCCCCCUGCUCACUACACCGGCAGUUACCUCGCCCUACCCCGUCCACUUCACCUCACCUCACCCCAUCUCACCCACCGCCCCCAGGUCCCGCUGACUGCCGUACUAGAUGUGGAGCCCGUCGGUGCGGAGGAGCAGGAGGCGGCGGGGGGGAGGGCCCCGCAGCAGCAGUACGGCAGUGGGGCCGGUGGGGCGACUGGG
This is a messenger RNA of Astrephomene gubernaculifera, 1505 nucleotides long. The record is from the annotation of a GenBank genome assembly. NCBI's taxonomy places the organism in Eukaryota, Viridiplantae, Chlorophyta, Chlorophyceae, Chlamydomonadales, Astrephomenaceae.